CCGGGCCGUGUUAUGCGUCUCUGUGGCGACAGGCAGCCUGGAGAGGAUUAAACUUCUAUACACACACACACACACACACACACACACACACACACACACACACACACACACACACACACACACACACACACACACACACACACCGGAAGUGACUGAUAAACGGUCCACUUUAGGAACAGAAACGUUCCUGUUCUUCAUAAAACAAACAAAAACAACAGUGUGUCUUACAGGGGAGAGCGUGAGUGAGAGAGAGAGAGAGAGAGAGAGAGAGAGAGAGAGAGAGAGAGAGAGAGAGAGAGAGAGGGGGAGAUGAGCAUGGCCGUGAGUAUUAACACUCAGGACGAAUAUGAGGAUGACUUUGAGAAAGAUCUGAACUGGCUGAUCAGUGAGGAGAGCAAGAAUAAUCAGCAGGAUGAAGAUGACAUUGAAGCCCAGAUAGACCGCGAGCUGGAAGAUGAGGAACAACAGAAGGAAGUUGACCAAGGGCAAAGUAAACACAGCACAGACGACGACGGAGAUAGCGAAAGAUGGCCGACGCCCAUGGACCCUUUGGAGGAUGAGUUAGAUAUCGACGCUGAAUCUAAACAUGAGCAGGAUGAUGAAGAUUUGGAAGAGGAGAAGAAAUCCAUCCAUAAGAAGAUCGAACAGGCCAACAAGCAGCUACAGGACCAGGAGGCGCCGGACGAGACGCGUCGCCGCCGUCUGCACUUCAAAGACACGCUGGUGGACCUGGUGGUUCCUGCCAGCGACCUGGAGGACAGUCCGGCAGAUGUUUCGGGCCACAUGCUGAAGCUAAAGAUCUCCACUCAGGAGGAAAGCGACGGACCAGACGGACACAGAGAGGGAACGAGAGAAGGACGAGUGCUGGUAGAGAAGGAUGGGAAAUUUGAUCUAGUGAGCCUGAAAGAAAUGGAGAGUCCCGGGCUGCUCCCGCCUCUCCCUGAGACUCAACGGGAACAAGGCAAGAGUCCGUCCUCUUCCCCAAAACCACUCUCCAGCUCCGGUUCUUCAGCCUCCUCCGAACCUCGCUACGCACCCAGGCCUCCGACACGACCGCGGGCACGUCCAAAUUCAGCCAGCAACAUGCAAAGGAUGGUGUUUAGACAUGGCAGCAAGCGUAGGGUUCAAUCAGCCAGCGGGGUUUCACCUCACAUCACAUUUUUCCUCUCGCCGCAGCAGAAAGAUGUGCUGAACAAACAACAGGAGAGGAGAGAGAAAAUCGCCAGAGAGGAAGAAGAGCGGAGGCGCGAGGAGGAGGAGCAGAAGCGCCAGGAGAACGAGUUGGCAUUCAGGUCGUGGCUGAUGAAGAAGAGGCAACAGCUGCAGGACAAUAGGAGAGUGCAGAGAGCUCAGGAGAUGGAGAGGAUGAGCGGAAAGAGGGAUUGUGGAGACUCCGAGGAGGCAUUUAAACAGUGGCUACAGAAGAAGCAGCAGCAGCAGCUGAAGGAGCGACAGCUGGAGGAGAUGAGGAGGCUCGAGAUGGAGAGUAGCAGCUACCUGCAUCAACCUGAGGAGUGUGAGAAAGCCUUCAGAUUGUGGUUGAGGAGGAAGCGGGUGGAGAAGCGCUUGGAGCAACAGGCUGCUCGAGAGCGCUCCCGCAGGCUGCUGAUGGAGGAACGACGGACCAGACGCAUGCAGGACCUCUACUACCCCGUCAACGAGAUCAAGUCCCUCCAUUUCAACCAGCCCUACCGCUUUUAACAUUGGCCAAUUUUAAAAUCAUCACUACCACUUCUAAUAUUCACCCAAUUCCAAAAUGACCAUGGUGAACACUUUUCUAGCUCCACCCCAUUCUCAAAUCACCAUUCUACACUCACUGCUACACCUCACAACUGAGCUCCUCCCAGUUCCUGGCUCCAUUUCCAACGGAUCAAUAAAAUCUCAUUCUCAGUGCCCAUGCUUACAGCCCUUUUUCUCCUCCCAACACUGUAUUCAACAUUACAAAUCCCCAGCUAAUACCCUUGUCACCAUGGCAACUAUUUCCAUCAUUAACCUUUACACAUAAACCCCUGUAAAAGUAUAUCUACUGAUAAUUUACCCAGAAUGUAUAUUUUUGUCCUUGUACUACACAUUACACUGUAGUACACUCUCCUAUUUAUGUUCGACAAAUGUGAUAUGUUGAAGAUUAUAUUGUGGAGUAAACUCUUAUCCUGUUUGAUGGGAAAAAAUACCUAGAUGUAUACUUAUAUUAAUAAAAAUCCAAGUACUAUUUUCUGCAGAACCUCUUCGGCUUGAUGUUUAGAACUAUUUUGGGGAAGUGGAGAAAUUAAAACGCGUCAACUAAGUAAUUGUUACACCAUUAAACACCUGCAGCAGAUGA
Messenger RNA from Tachysurus fulvidraco (yellow catfish), 2320 nucleotides. RefSeq names its product coiled-coil domain containing 181 (gene ccdc181). Gene Ontology annotation, molecular function: microtubule binding. NCBI's taxonomy places the organism in Eukaryota, Metazoa, Chordata, Actinopteri, Siluriformes, Bagridae. The record is from RefSeq and is a predicted model, not a curated record. Bases 310 to 1701 code for a protein of 463 amino acids. The transcript is spliced from 6 exons.